Penicillium malachiteum is the source of this 1890-nucleotide messenger RNA. RefSeq names its product GIY-YIG nuclease family protein. The record is from RefSeq and is a predicted model, not a curated record. Bases 1 to 1890 code for a protein of 629 amino acids. Lineage: Eukaryota; Fungi; Ascomycota; Eurotiomycetes; Eurotiales; Aspergillaceae. The transcript has a single exon.
AUGCCUACCCCACUCAGUCAAGCAACCCACCACGCCCGGCUUCCCUGUUCGAGGACAUGCGAUCGCAAAAAGUGUGAAAAUUGCGAGAUAUCGUUUGAAAAGCAGAAACCGAUCAGAUUAAAAGAGACUGCACUUGUUCAGCUGGAUGUGACGAAAAUAAAUAAUCGAGCUGAUACGGAAUACGUCGCCCUCGUUGUCCCAGAUUCCAGCAAAGACCCAGCCAACUCGAUUUCUAGACGUAGAAAUGAAGUUGGGGUCAGUCUUCAUAAAAUUCAAACACAAUUCAACACACGUCGUGUGGAUACCUUUUCUUCAAAAGUCAACUUGAAGCAGAAACAGAAUAAAAGAUCCCAAUUUGGCAAAACUCAUGAUGAGGCGAGCGAAAUUAUUACACCGACAGCUUCAUCGCCGAUGGAUAUUAGCCUGCUUUCUGUUUUCUUCAGAUCAAGUCAAAUCAAGCGUACUCGGAAGACGGCCUAUACCUUAUGGAAAUUGCCAACUAGUAACGAUGUCAAUACAGACUUCUCUGAUCCCGAAAGAAUCUAUCUUGGGCUUGAAGCAAAGCGACUUUCUUCUUCCAAACAGGAUCUUGGGUCUGAGCAGGCUUCAAGGUUACGAGAAACUGUCGCUAUACAUAAAGAACAGUUGCAAGCUGUGGCAAGCAUAACCAGUGGGAAAUUGGAUCGUGGCCACGAAACGAACUCUCCGCCACCCAAAGAAAUGAAGCGCGAAUCCAACCAAGAUGCCUUUCCAAUGGCCGUCCUUGAGCCCCAUCUUUCUCGUCAAGGUCUAAAAGAGGUGGAAACAGUUCCAAAGUCGCUCCUCAAAAUUGUACCGCUUGAAUUGAUCCAGCACUUAAGGGAGGAUAGCAGGAGAUGCCCAGCUUGGACAAUUCAGGGCAAGAGAUGCAAACUGCAUCGUCCUAACAGAUCUUUUUCAGCGGAACUGCAAAGUGUGGCUACCUCAAAACCAAAGGAAUUUCUACUAGCAAUUCAAGAUCUGUUAGAAGUCGCGUUCUGCGCAACACAUCGAAAAGUUGCAUCUAAAGAGUUCCAAACCUGGAAAGAAGAGUUUCAAGAGCUCUCGAAGAUCCAUGAAUAUGAAUCUAUUUGCACAAUGAAAAAUGAACGUUUACGAGAUCUCGUUCGCUGGAUUCGUCUGUUAGGGCGGACGACGCUUUCUCAACCCUCACUUCCCUCUUGCUUGCAGCCCACAGCGAACAACACUGCUCAAGAAGAACCACUAAUGGUCAACCCCAUCCAAAAGUUUGACCCUUACAUCAGUAAAACUUUUUCAGGCACAAUAUCUCAAGAGCUUGCAAGGCUGAUAGCCAAGCCUCUUGGACCAUGUGAUCUCAAAUAUCAGGGCUCGAUGUACGUUUUCUGGCAACGUGGAAACUUCGGCCAUUUGAAGAUUGGGCGGUCAGAAAACGUAUCCCGCCGUCUAAAGGAAUGGAAUAAACAAUGCAAAAAGACUAUGGAGCUUCAUUUUCCGGAACCGGCGAAGAAGAGCGACGAGCAGAUAUCUGAUUUACAACAAGUUCCACACAUAUCCCGCGUCGAAGCUUUGGUGCAUCUGGAAUUAAAUUAUUUCAGAAGAAUCGAGAAAAAGUGCCCUGGUUGUUCUAAGUCACACAUGGAGUGGUUUGAGGUCUCCAAGGAUAUUGCAAUAAGGGUUAUCCGCAAGUGGACUGCUUGGAUUAGUACACUACCAUAUGAGCAGCAGAUAAAAGACUGCAAAGAGCAGUGGAUUUUAAAACGAGAGGAACUGAAAAAUUUAGAUAAGUUGUGUUCCAUAGGGAUGAAUUGUUCAAUUCCUUCCUUGCCUACUGUCAAAGGAGAGAAGCGCUCGCGCUCUCGCCCUCGCCUUCGACAAUCGCUUUCAAGAUAG